This is a messenger RNA of Drosophila subobscura, 1997 nucleotides long. RefSeq names its product protein cereblon homolog (gene ohgt). The transcript is spliced from 5 exons. Bases 109 to 1974 code for a protein of 621 amino acids. The record is from RefSeq and is a predicted model, not a curated record. Lineage: Eukaryota; Metazoa; Arthropoda; Insecta; Diptera; Drosophilidae.
CAGAGUUGCAUUUUAUAAAUUAUCGAUAAUCAAAUGUCGAAUAAAUAAAUGACAAAAUAAACGAAAAUUACAGCUUCAACUCGCAACUCCCACACCCAAACGGAUUAAAUGGAUGAGGAAGACACAGCAGAAAUCAAUGAAGAAGUGGCGGAGGGUGUUGCUGACUCUGCGGGGGAGGUAGCAGCCUCGAGUGGGGCGGAACUGCAGGCAGAGGCAGCUGCAGCGGCAGCGGCAGAACUGCAGCCGAGUGAUGAGCCACAGACUGUGGAGAGGGUCAUAGAUGUCUACGAGGAGACGGCCGAAAUGGAAGCGGCCAUGAUCGAAAACUUCUUCGGACCGUCCGCUGAGGAGAUUCCUGGACCCUCUGCAGCUGGCAGCUCCUCCAAUGUUGGUGGUGAGGACAUAGUGCUGGAUGAUGGCACCGAAAGCGACUUCAGCCCCUUGCGCCCCAGCAGUGACAUGUCCCUGGACAGUCCAAACAGCGAGGAUGACUCGGAUGUGGAGGCCAUGCCACGCUGGAUGAUACCACAGAAUCGUCUGCGCUUCGCCGUGGACAUGAUGGUGUCGCAGGCACGCAAUCAGGAUGGAGGCAUCGCCGCUCUCCUGAACCGGGACAACUUUUUGCAGCGCGUUCGCAGCAUGGUGUUCAGCCAGGAGCGUAGACGGAGUCGCACCAGCGAUGAAGCCAGCCAGGAUGCUGAAGAUGCUGCACAACCGCUGCAGCAGCAUCCGCCGCCGCCGCCACCACCACCACCGAGACCACCCAUAGAUAUCGACAUGGAGGAGGGAGGCGUGCACUUUGACACCAAUCUGCCGGCAGAGCAUUCGUACUUCGGGCCAAAUCUGAAUCGUGUGCCCGGCGUGGACUACCAGGAGGUGGGCAGCAGCCACCACAUGCUCAUCUUUCUGCAUCAGCACAUUCUGUUUCCCGGCGAGGUGCUGCCGUUUAUGAUCGAUGGCAGCCUCUUCGAUGACGAUAUGCCCGGACUGGAUGGCCUGAUAUUUGCUGUCGCUUUUCCCCUGAUGAAGCCGCCCGAGGAUAGCCAAAAAUUGUACGGGGUAACCUGCCAGAUCUAUGAGAAAGGCGACAGCGGACAACAUUUGACGUUCUACAAGUCUCGGGCGCUGCAGCGGAUUGUCAUCAAUUGCAGCGACAUCAAGGGCCUGCCCCAGUACAUUGCACGCAAUCCAACCAACAAAUGCCACAGCAAGGUGAAGAUUCUGCCGGAGUACUUUCUGCCCGAGCCGCUCAAGUGCAUCGACAUGGGCUCGAUGAGUCGCUUUCGGGACAUACCCUCCAUGAGGGACAAGUAUCAACGCUAUCAGAUCUCCAGCACACCCUGGCCGGUGGAGGCGUGCCGCGAGUACGCCUACGAGGAGAUUGUGGAGCGUGCGCGCAAGAAGCUCGAAGUACACAAAAUCGACACCAUGCCAAAGUGCCCCAUUCAGCUGUCAUUCUGGUUGGUGCGCAAUCUCCAUCUGACGGAGAAAAUGAUGAGCCAAACGUUUCUCACGGACUCGGUGAAUCUGCGCCUGCAGCUGAUUGGCGGCAUUCUCAAGGAGGAGACGCUCUUCUAUUGCCGCUACUGCAACAGCAGCUUGGCCUACUGUUCGGAUCUCUUUGCCAUGUCCAAGCACGGCGUGCAGACGCAGUACUGCAAUCCGGGUGGCUACAUACACGAGACAAACACUGUUUAUCGUGUCAUCUCCCAUGCCAUUGGCUACAGCGGCGAACCAUCCACCAGGUUCAGUUGGUUUCCCGGCUACCAGUGGCACAUUAUUUUGUGUAAAUUCUGCGCGCAGCAUGUCGGCUGGGAGUUCAAGGCGGUCGAACCCAAUUUGGCACCCAAAAUGUUCUACGGCCUGGCUGGGUCCAGCGUGCGCAUUGGCAAGGCCGGCGACAGUGCCACCGUCAAUGGCAACAACUUCGUCGUGCGCAACAUGCUGCGUGUCAUUUCCAGUGAACUGGAAUAGGACUUACACUAGCACUUGACUCA